Paramisgurnus dabryanus is the source of this 2556-nucleotide messenger RNA. RefSeq names its product DEAD (Asp-Glu-Ala-Asp) box polypeptide 28 (gene ddx28). The record is from RefSeq and is a predicted model, not a curated record. Gene Ontology annotation, molecular function: nucleic acid binding; ATP binding; RNA helicase activity. Lineage: Eukaryota; Metazoa; Chordata; Actinopteri; Cypriniformes; Cobitidae.
GAAGUGCUUUGCGUCAUCAUUCCGCGACUCAAAGACCCAAGGUUGUCUACACGUGAGUGCUAGUUGUCACGAAACUACAAACAAAUGUGUGUAUUAAAGAGAUUGUGCGAUAUCGUUAUCGAUUCUGGAUACUGAUUUGCCGAACAAAUAUUCAGAAUGCAGUCAGUUACGUUCGGGAACAUUCACGUAUUAAAACAGCUGUCAGUACUACGCAACUCUUUUUGUGCUCCGUUAAUCUAUGGACGGAGCGAUGCGAUGUUGGCUUGGGUACGCAGUAUGACUACAGCUGCCUCACAGUCUGUGGUGAUCCGGAUCCCGAGACGAAUGCAGGAGCGCAUAGAGAACAUCAAGCAGAUGCAAAGCAAAAAAUUUAACAAGCUCCCAACAAUCAAACCUGGCAGACUACUGAUCAGGAGCAGAAACCCUCAGCUGAACCAGUCUGUUGGCUAUACACUUGGAAAAUUUGAACAACCCGUGCUUGUUUCUAAGGGAUGGAAAAACAAAGAAGCACUAGGGGAUUACUUUACUAUAAACAGCGUCCAAAGUGCACCGCCAUUCAUGGUGAAACAUGAAGGUGAGGGUGAUGACCACAAAAAGACAUUUAAUUGCUUUAACAUUUGUCCAGAGUUGGUAGAGACGUUACAGAGUCAGAAUAUAAUUCAUCCCACCACAGUGCAGAUGCAAACCAUUCCUAAAAUACUACGGGGUUUUAAUGUUCUCUGUGCUGCAGAGACGGGAAGUGGUAAAACACUCGCUUAUCUACUUCCCAUCAUCCAUAAGCUGCUAUUAGAAAAGCAGUUAGAGAAAUUCACUGACACAGAGAGAAAGAUCCAAGCCGUGGUUGUUGUCCCAUCGCGGGAACUAGCAGAACAAGUAACGUCUGUGGCUCGUUCCAUUUCCCAGCAGUCAGGGCUUGUGGUCAAAGUUGUGGGGGGAGGCAGAGGUGUGGGAAACAUCAAAGCGACAUUCUCGCACACCCAACCAGAUGUUUUGGUGGCAACCCCCGGUGCCCUUCUGAAGGCCCUUUGGAAGCGAUUUGUCAGUUUGAGUGACCUUAACUUCUUUGUGAUCGACGAAGCUGACACCAUGUUUGAUGACAGCUUUGCAGGCAUGCUUGAAAAAAUUUUGUCCCAUGCCCAAGUGGCAUCCAGGCUCUCCGAGACUGUCGGUUUCACCCGUAAAGCACAGCUUGUUGUCGUGGGGGCCACAUUCCCUGGUGGUGUCGGAGAGAUCCUCAGUAAGGUGACUGAUUUGGGCAGCAUGGUCACUGUUAAAAGCCAGAUGCUACAUUGUCUUAUGCCUCAUGUAAAACAGACGUUUCUGAGGGUGAAAGGUGCCGACAAGAUUCUGGAGCUUCAUCAGGCUCUGAAGAAGGCUGAACAGGAGCACAAAGGUGUCCUGGUGUUUUGCAACUCGGCAUCCACUGUCAACUGGCUGGGCUACUCGCUGGAUGAAAUGGGCGUGCGUCAUAUGAGGCUUCAGGGAGAAAUGCCCGCUGCCAUGAGAGAAGGAAUCUUCAGGAACUUUCAGAGAGGAAAUGUUGACAUUCUCAUAUGCACUGACAUAGCUUCAAGGGGCUUGGACACACAGAGGGUUGGACUUAUUGUCAAUUAUGACUUCCCAGAAUCCCACACAGAUUAUAUCCACAGAGCAGGACGUGUGGGGAGAGCAGGUAGCUCCAGUGGAGGGGAGGUGCUGAGCUUUGUUACUCAUCGCUGGGAUGUGGACCUUGUGCAAAAAAUUGAGACAGCUGCCAGGAGAAGAAGUUCUUUACCUGGGAUGGAGUCAGAAAUUAAAAAACCCAGCAAUAAAACAGAAAUGUAAAGUUUAACAAAAGGUAAUAUAUUUUAUGAUCACUAAAUUAAGCUUAAAACAGUGGAAAAUGUAAGAUAUCUGUUGUUAAUUUGUAAUAAACCAUUUGAAAUAAAUGAAAAGUUUUUUUGUAUUUCUAUGUAAGAAAGUUCACUAAGGCUUACAGUUCUUAUUAGGCUCAUACCCGUUAAGGUUUACAGUUCAUGCUAUUAUACUAACAGGGCUCAAUAUUACAAGCAUCCAAACCUAAAGACAACACAAAACGCAGAUCCCUUAAAUGCUAUCAUAACUAAAACCCAUUUUAAUUAAGCAUAUUAGUAAAUUUCUUUUUUAAUAGCUGGUGUGAUGCUGCUUUGUUUGUGUGUUGUUAUUUGAAGCCCAUAAUUGUUAUCUGCAUAAUAGGGAUAAGAGUGAUAGAGAAGUCUGAAAGUAAGGCUGCAUGCAUCACUGCCAUGCGCUUAUUAUUUCUGCACAACAGGGUGGUUGCCAUGAGAUAAAUCUGAACUUUGCAGCAGUGCCUUUGAGAAGAGCGCUUUUCAUAACAUUGAUUAGAAGAGGUAUAAACACUAGAUGUCAGCUUCUCUGAUGGAGUUGAAUAAAAAACCUGAACUACUGCUGUUUUAUCUAAUGCUUAGAGGCAAACCUUCAGACAUGUGAUCGACUGCUUACCUGCAAAUCCUGUUUCAAGUAUUUUAUCCAUAUAGCACUGUUUAAUAAUAUUGUUUGAAAGCAGCUUUACAUGAA